Messenger RNA from Larimichthys crocea (large yellow croaker), 4658 nucleotides. RefSeq names its product PWWP domain containing 2A (gene pwwp2a). Bases 302 to 3202 code for a protein of 966 amino acids. NCBI's taxonomy places the organism in Eukaryota, Metazoa, Chordata, Actinopteri, Sciaenidae. Gene Ontology annotation, molecular function: chromatin binding. The transcript is spliced from 2 exons. Gene Ontology annotation, cellular component: nucleus; chromocenter. The record is from RefSeq and is a predicted model, not a curated record.
UUUUUGUCAUCAAUCAUCUGUUUUAAUCUGGUUGUGAAUCAGAGAUGCCUUUAUUGAUAAUCUGUUGAUGGAUCAGAUGUUGAUUGAUUGAUCUUUUGAUGUUUUUGUGUCUUGUAAAAAAAAAAUUAACGCCCCCUGGCGGCGGCCUCGCAGACUCUCACAGGAUCAACCAAUCAGAGACGGCGCUCUGCCUCGUUUCACAUGAGUGACAGGCACUCCAGCCAAUAGUAGCGCGCCUGCGCAGCUUGCAGUGUGGUAGGAGGGCGGGGCGAAGCGCCGCUCGGCAGUAUAGCGGAAGAAAAUGGCGGCCGUGGCUGCAGAGCCAGGAGCUGCGGCGGUUACAACAACAACAAUAACCGCGGCUACGGACGACGAGGGCCCGCCACAACCGGGCUCGGUCGGCCCGGGACUCCCAGCAGCCGUGCAGGAAAGCGACGAGCCAACUCCGGCGGCGGAGUUGGUCGUCCCCCGGGUAGAGGAUGGUGGAGAUGGGGAGGAGCGCCGCCAUGUCAGGCCGGAGCUGGAGCCCGCGGCGGGAAAAGCGCUGUCUGAUAACGGCGUCACCGAUGAACUGAUCAAUAACUUCCCGGUGGAUCGGGUCAGCAUGGACCGGUUCUCUCCCGGAGUACCGGGGGAUCCAGAGGGCGGCGGGAACGUGUACCGCAGCAUCCUGGCGGACCCGCAGCCCUCCGCCGUCUUCCUGCACUCCUUCCCGGCCCCCCCGCCCGUUACCGAGGCCGGGCUGUCUUUGGCGGAACCGGCGGAACCGACCACCAACGUGACGACGGACCGAAACGAGACCGCGGGUCGAGACAGAGGCUACACGGCUCUGGUCCAACCCGAGCUGAGGCCCGGUCCUGCGGACGACGCCAUGUUGGACGGUACCGCGCAACUGCUGUCGGUCCCGGACGGCCUGGAUCCGGACACGGUAUACGGUAAAAACUCAGCUGGGACCGAGGAGAUGCCGAGCCACGGCCUGCGGGACUCCUCCCCGCCUUGCCGGUCCCCGAAGAGGAGGCUGAUAACGGACACCGUGAAGCAGGAAAAACCCGCUGCUGAAGACUCUUCACGGCCGGAGCCCGGACCCGAACCCUGUGUCGGUGCUCCGCCGCUCGCCUCUGUGCAGGAUCUGAGUCCCGGGUCCGAGGUUCGGGUCUCCUUGGACCACGUCAUCGAUGACGCGCUGGUGGUGUCUUUCCGGCUCGGUGAGAAGGUGUUCUCCGGGGUGCUGAUGGACGUUUCCAAAAGGUUCGGACCGUACGGUAUUCCCAUCACGGUGUUUCCCAGACGAGACGACCGGAGUCGACCUCAGGUGCCUGUGCAGUCACAGCCGAUUGCCAGCGACGACACGUCCUCCAAACAGGAAGAUGUCGCCGCCAGUUCUGCGUCAUCGCCCCCUCCCCUUCCUCACCCCUGGACCUCAAAACCGCCACCGCUGUUCCAGGAGGGAGCACCAUACCCCCCUCCUCUAUUUAUCAGGGACACCUACAACCAGGCCUUACCUCAGCCACUGCCACGCAAGAUCAAACGGCCAAAGCGGCGCUACCGCUGCGAGGAGCCAACGUCCAUCAUGAACGCCAUCAAGCUCCGCCCCCGCCAGGUGCUCUGUGACAAGUGCAAAGGUGUGGUGGCGUCGGGCGGGCACAGGGAGGCCCGGCGGGGUCCGGUGGAUCUGAGGGGUGAGGAGGCGUCCCGGCGGCGGCGAGCACCUGAAGGGCCGAUCUCCUCUGAGGUCAAGCGGCUGAGAAACGACGACAAGGGAGGACGUGCUGCGGUAGACAGACGCUCAUCAUCGGGCAUACGUGUGUCAUCUUCAUCAUCAUCUUCCUCUCGCCGUGUCUUGAGGGGCGUGGCUUCAUCUUCAUCCUCAUCCCCAUCCUCGUCCAGCCGCAUGUGUCUGAAGCUCAACUCUAAGAAGGUUCUGGCCAAAGGUUCUGCCGUCGAUCGCUCCAAAGCACGGCAAGUUCUCAAGAAGCUAGCGAGAAGUUCUCAGCCGCCACAGCCGUCACACCGCCGACCAAAAGACCAGAACCAGAAUCAAAACCAGGGUCAGAACCAGAACCAGGUCCGCACCAAGGCUGUGACCCGAGCUGCUGCGCUGCAGAACCACAACCAGAAAGUCCACUUCACUCGCCGCCAGCACCUCAGCGGCACAACCGUCAGCUCGAGCUCCCACGCGCCGCUUCCACCGAGAAUGCGCCUCAAACCCCAAAGGUAUCGUACCGACGACAGCCAGGUGCCCUGCUCCUCCUCCUCCUCCUCCCCUUCUUCCUCCUCCCCGCCAAAACAGAGCACUCUUUUGUCUCCUCCCAAACCUGUGUUAAGCCCCGACCUCACACCCACACCUAGCACAGCGCCGCCCCCUUCCUCAAACACAGCUCCUCCUCCAACACCCCACUCCUGUGUAGCCAGCGUUGCUGUGGAGGUGCAGGAGGUCAGCCCACCUGAGGAGGAGGAGGAGGAGGAGGAGGAGGAGGGGGUGGAACAGGGGGUGGAACAGGGAGAGGGUGGAGAUGAUGUUGUAGAGCCUCCUCCCUGCUGCUCCUCCCUGGACUCCUCUCACUCAGAGUGCAGCUCCACAGAGACCUUUGACCUCCCCCCUCAUGGAGAACCGCCUUCCUCCUCCCUUCCUGCCCCCACUCCCCCUCCGUCCUCCUCCUCCUCCUUGUUAGGGCCUCGGUGUCCCUCCUCAUCCUCCCCCGCCACACUUCCCCCCAGAACCGAUGGCGAGGAGAUGCAGGCCGGAGGCGAGGAGGAGGAGGAGGAUGGAGGUGAACUGAAGAGGCGUCGUAAGUCUUCCACAUCCUCCUCCUCCUCCUCGUCUUCGUCGUCCUCCUCUGUCUUCUCCAAGUUGGUGUCCAAGUGUUUGCUCCCCGACGGUCGGACAGUGUGCGUGGGCGACAUUGUCUGGGCGAAGAUCUAUGGCUUCCCCUGGUGGCCGGCACGCGUGCUCGGCAUCACAGUGUCGCGGCGUGGCGACACGGGGCUGGCAGUGCGGCAGGAGGCACGCGUCUCCUGGUUUGGCUCUCCCACCACCUCCUUCCUGCCGCUCACGCAGCUGUCGCCCUUCCUGGAGAGCUUUCAGUCCCGCUUUGACAGGAAGAGGAAAGGGCCGUACCGCCGCGCCAUCGCCGAGGCCGCCAGUGCCGCCAAACAGCUCACACCUGAAGUCCGGGCGCUGCUCACACAGUUCGAAACGUAGCAUCAGCUACCACUGCCAACGCUUCCCCGCCCCCUCCAUGCGUGCCAUGCCCCCUCCGACUCUGCCCACCCACUACAGGAGGCGGGAGGAGCUUGUCCCUCCCACUCCACAGACUGAUACCUGUCUGUCUGUCAGAGACUGACGCAGACAGACAGACGGACGAUGUUCCUUUUUCUGUUUCCUGUUCUUCCUUUUUUUGGAGGAGGAGGCGGAGCUUAGCAGUUACCUGUCAGUGUUCAUGGGAGUCGUGGGCGGGGCUUAAAUCUGGGGUUACUUUCCCCUGUCUUCAGUUUGAAAUCCUCAUUUUUGAGGCAGGUGUCAGUCAGCGGCAGCGUUUCCACUCGCUGUCACGUUCGAUCCGUUUAAAGUUCACUGAUGAUUUCAUAGUGAUGUACACACCGAGGUCUAAUGCACAGUGUGUCGCAUUAUGACAAGUGUAGUCUCGCCAGAGUGGAGUGAAAAUUCAGCCUGUUGAUCGGCUGACAUCAUGUCGUCACACAUUUACAUCGAUAAGACUCUUAACACUAAUUAAGAUCCAGACAGUAGCUAAGCAACAGUUGCUAAGGUAGGCACAGCUGUAUCAUUUUCUUUCUGAUUCAUCAAGAUGUCUGACGUUCUGAUGCGAUGCCAUCGAGCCUUCCGCAGUCUGGCGGUGUGAAACGCUGUUACAUGCUGACGUGUCACUUUCUGUUGUGUUAGUUCUCCUGGUUCCUCUGGGUUCUGCAGAGAAACAAGACUGAAAAACGUUUUUUUAUAUUCUAUUAUCUUUCUAAAACUGUGAAACACAAGGUUGUCCAAACUGAGGCCAGGGGGCCCAAACAGGGUCCAGAGCUGAGUCUUGAGCGGUCCAGACAUGUCUUCUGAUUGGUUUAUAAAGCUAGCCGCAGUUGCGAUGGCAACAGUGCUCCGACUGAAACGACACAAACUUAAAGGAAUCAGAUCAGUUUCAGACCAGGACCCUGAAACUUUCUGGGUACUUCAGUCGGUCACAGAGCUGUUUGUGUUUGAUCAAACGUAUUGAUCAUCACAGUUUGAAUCUCAGAGAUGUUUUAUGCAGAUGCUGUCAUGUCACUCGUUCUGUGUUUGAGACCCCGGAGCCUCAGUUUACCAACAUUAGACGGACAGACGGACAGGUAGGACAGGUAGGACACACUGACUGUUAGACAGGACAGCUGCUCUGCUCUCAUGACGACGAUAAUGAUGAUGAUGAUGAUGAUGAAGGUGGAUUUUCCCUCUCUGCUGUUUGUAGUUUCAGCUGUCAGACUCUUUUUACCGUCUGUUUGCAGAUCAGAGAUCAGAACUAAAAAAAAUAAAUAAAUAAAAAAGCUGUUGGGACAAAAUAACGGAAACACAAAAAUAAAAAAAAGAAUCCGUCUGAGAGUCAAUCUGUGUACUUGGUUUUUUUUCUUUUUUUUUUCUCAUGUUUUAAAGCUAUUAAAAAAAAUGUCAAACUUCU